Messenger RNA from Sinocyclocheilus grahami, 1449 nucleotides. RefSeq names its product LIM domain binding 3b (gene ldb3b). NCBI's taxonomy places the organism in Eukaryota, Metazoa, Chordata, Actinopteri, Cypriniformes, Cyprinidae. Gene Ontology annotation, cellular component: Z disc; stress fiber; filamentous actin. Gene Ontology annotation, biological process: muscle structure development; heart development; actin cytoskeleton organization. The record is from RefSeq and is a predicted model, not a curated record. Gene Ontology annotation, molecular function: muscle alpha-actinin binding; actin binding. Bases 219 to 1097 code for a protein of 292 amino acids. The transcript is spliced from 10 exons.
UCUUAGGCUGUCUGUCCAGGCCAUCCGAGCAGGCAAGAACUCUCCUCCUUCUGCUUUUAAAACAUUUUUGACUUAUUUUGUCAGUGUCAACAGGGAGGCUCCUCGGUGCCUGCCCUUACCCGGGUGUUUGGUCAUCCCGACUACAGGGAGAAGAAAAAUAAAGGAAAAACAGGACUUUACUGAUCUGAGAAGAAGCUUUUCACUAAACUCUCUUCAAAAUGAGCAAUUACACAGUAACCCUGUCUGGACCUGCACCAUGGGGCUUCAGGCUGCAGGGAGGCAAAGACUUCAACAUGCCCCUGACCAUCUCCCGGAUCACACAAGGCAGCAAGGCAGCAAGUGGAAACCUCAAUCAGGGUGACAUAAUUACAGCGAUCGAUGGGGUCAGCACUGAGGGCAUGACCCAUCUGGAGGCCCAAAACAAGAUAAAGGCAGCCACCACCAAACUCAACCUCACCAUGCAGAGGUCGAGACGUCCCGCUCCUGUACCCACAGCCACUCCAAGAAUGGACUCACCCAUGCCAAUUAUCCCUCACCAGAAGGUCAUUGCCAACACAGCUGCCAACCAAGAGUAUGUUCCCAGCUUCAACCCCAUCGCACUGAAGGACUCAGCUUUGUCCACUCACAAGCCUAUCGAGGUCAAGGGUCCUGGUGGGAAGGCUACUAUCAUCCAUGCCCAGUACAACACUCCUAUUAGUAUGUAUUCUCAGGAUGCCAUUAUGGAUGCCAUUGCUGGUCAGGCCCAAGCCAGAGGAAACGAGAUGAGUGGUGAUGACGCCGCUGGAUCUCCCUUGGCCUCACUUCCCAUUAAAGACCCUCUUGUGGACAGUGCUUCUCCAGUCUACCAGGCUGUGAUCAAACCUGACAAUAAGGAGAUGGAGAUGUCAGAGUGGGCCCGUCGUGCCGCCAACCUGCAGUCCAAGUCCUUCCGUGUCCUUGCUCAUAUCACAGGAACGGAGUAUUUGCAAGAUCCAGAUGAGGAGGCUCUUAGAAAAUCAAGGGAGAAGUUUGAAUCAGAGGUAAAAGGCCCACGAUUUGCCAAACUGAAAAACUGGCACCACGGCCUGUCUGCACAGAUCCUUAACAUCCAGGGGUAAAUGCAAACCAAAGUUACUGGAGAGGAGUUGAGGCAACAGUCAACAAGGAAACCUGGAGGCGAUGUAAAGUGAGGGUGCAAAAGGCAGAGAGGAGUAGUGUAGCGACUGGAAUGUUAGAGUUCGAGUUCUAAACAAGCCUGUAAGUGAACACACAGCUCCUGUGUUUGAUGUUCAUAUGUCUUUUUGUUUCAUGUAACUUUCAGCCACUAAAACAGUGCAUAGUGCUCAGUUUGUCAUUUUCGUUUUCAUUUUAUGUUUCUCUUUUUCUUUUUUGGCUGCUCUGUUUAUCCUAAAUUAUUUCUGAAUAAUAAAUUGCCUGAAUGAUUUACUGAUGUAAAGAACCCUGAGAGAA